This is a messenger RNA of Pseudophryne corroboree (corroboree frog), 2640 nucleotides long. RefSeq names its product ring finger protein 168 (gene RNF168). Bases 268 to 1938 code for a protein of 556 amino acids. The transcript is spliced from 7 exons. Gene Ontology annotation, cellular component: site of double-strand break; nucleus. Gene Ontology annotation, biological process: double-strand break repair; protein ubiquitination. NCBI's taxonomy places the organism in Eukaryota, Metazoa, Chordata, Amphibia, Anura, Myobatrachidae. The record is from RefSeq and is a predicted model, not a curated record. Gene Ontology annotation, molecular function: metal ion binding; ubiquitin-protein transferase activity; nucleosome binding.
GUUAUAGUUAUGGAUGAUUUUUUGGUCUCCGGAAAGAUGGCCGCUGGUUUGCUCUCUAGUGAUCACAGCUUAGCGCGGUGCUUGGGCAGAUGAGGAGGGGACAGGGAGAGCGGGAUCGCCUGUCAUUGGGUUCGGAGGCUUUGGCGCCAGAGUGGGCAGAUCGACUGCCAGUGCCGUUGGCUGAGGCCGGGGACGGGGCACCGGAGGCAGCGGCUGGGUGUGCGCUGUGACGGUGAGUAUAGAUGACUGGAGCUGCUUAAGUCCACUAUGCCAAAAAAAGAAAAACCUCCUUUGCCACGAUCAGAAUGCCUGUGUGGUAUCUGUCGGGAGAUUUUUCUGGAGCCAGUGACGCUGCCAUGCAAGCAUACCUUGUGCCACCCGUGCUUCAAGAUGACUGUGGAAAAAGCGAGCUUGUGUUGUCCUUUUUGCAGGAUGCGUGUCUCUACCUGGGCACGGCACAAUACCCGCUCAGGAACAUUGGUCAACCUAGAACUAUGGAAUGUGAUCCAAAGUCAGUACCCAGAGGACUGCAGACGCCGUGCCAGUGGACAGGAUACUGAAGAAGAUGAGUUUGAAGAUGAUUUGGCCUCAUGUCCGACUCGACUCUUAUGCAAACCUGGCGAAAUCCGGGAAGAGUAUGAGGCAGAAAUCAGCAAGAUUGAGGCUGAGCGGCUUAGGAGAGAAGAGGAAGAACGGAAGGCCAGUGAGGAUUAUAUCCAGAGGCUCCUGGCGGAGGAAGAGGAGGAACAGCGGUUGUGUCUAGAACACACACAGACAGAAUUAGAUGAGCAACUAAAGAGAGAUGAGGAGCUGGCUCGGAUGCUCAACAGUGAUCUGAAUGAGUCGGCUGCAUCUUCUGAACUUGUGUCUCCUGUGGGAUCCCCUGUAAUUCACAAGCGGACAGUCGCCUCCAAAUCCAAAAAUGUGAAAGGCAAACCCAAAUGGUCUGGUGAUAUUGAAAGGUUUCUGUUCCCCAAGCCUAUAACGUCCAUUGGUAUCCAAGGAUCCGAUCAAGCCAGGAAUACAGACGUUAUGAACAUCGGCUCCGGCAUGGAAAGUUCUACAUCUGUGUUUGGGGAUUCGGAUGAGGAUGCCAUGCCCACGCUCUCCCCUCAGUCUUUUUUCCCUGCUAGUGGCAGAUCAUUGCAAGCUUCUGAUUCAGAGCUGGAACUGCCUUGUCUUACUAAACUUUCUCAUACCAGCACAUACAGUGAUGGUUUGCAGACACCCAGAUCCUCAAGGUGCCAAGGAGAAGCAAGCAAGGCACAAAAUAAUGACCAGUUGAACACUGAUAUGGUGGACCUCUCUCCACUGAGGUCUUCCAGCACCAUGGAUGGCCAUUGUAAGAGGAGUUCUUCAGAGAACAACAAUUAUAUCACCAGUACACCACAGCAUUGCCUUACAGUAACACCUAAGAGACCUCUAAGUUCGUCAUUUGAGCUAGAUGAUCAUGGAACUGAAAAGAAGCAGAAGGUAAGUUGUUUAGAGGACAGUGCAAGUCCUGGAUUCCAUGCAGUAAAGUUGAUGGAACUGGAAGAGACUCUCAGUGAGCGGAGAAUGCAGGAGGAGCAGGACAGGCUACUGGCUGUAAAGUUGCAAAGGCUUUUGGACAAACAAGUGAAACAAGUGAGUAGACAAAAGGGUUCCCCAGAUGAGUACAAACUGCGGCCCAAAAGAACAGUACAGGAGCAAGAGCAUGUGGACCUUAAACCCUGUAAAAAGUCUCUACUUAAGGACAAUAUGGCUGAAACUGAAACAAGAAGCUCUGAUAGUGAGGAGACGUCCGAUGAAAAUAAGAAACCUGCUCCUAAAAAGCUUGUACAAUGCUGUAAAACUAGAGGAAUCAGGUCACCAUCGACUGCGGGGGUAAAAGUCCUGCGACAGAGUAAUAAACAGCAAACCAUACUGGACAUGUUUAAAAAAUCAGCCAGAAAGUGAUUAUUGCAAUCAUAAGUGAGUUACUAUGGUUUAAUAAAUGCUGCUAACAGCUACAGUGUUUUGGUUUUUGCAUUCAAAGUGUUAGUCUAAAUGGGUUUUCAAACAAACUACUAUAUUUUAAUCUUGUAUGAAUUAGGUGGUAAAGCACUGGAAGCAAUUUAUAACCUGUGAUUGCUACCCACCUAUAAUGCAAGCAAAACCAUAAACCCAUGACACACAAUUACUGCUUUAGAAUGUAUCUUUUGGGGAAGGUGUUGGGUCUCGCCCUUUAAAACAGUGAGCCUUUUUGCUGCUGAUAACUAUGGCAAAACGUAGUUUUCCUCCAACAUGAGUUGCAUGCUGCAUUGCCUUAGGGAUGCAUUUGUAUUAAGGGAAGUCCCUCCUAUACAGAGAUUUCCUGCCUUUUCAUUACACAGUUAUGAUUCAGAUGGCACAGUUUUGCAAACCUGUUUCAUGCAUGGGCAAUAAAUCAAAUCUAUUGCAAAGGUUUAAGUGGCUAAUGGUUUUUGUUUACCAUAGUAGUGGACACGAAAAGGUUUUGGGCUUUUUGUGGUUUUAUUUUUUUUUCCUCUUUAAAGUUUCAAAGGUUAUUCUUGGUUGACUGUUAUCAUUUUAAAAAUGAGCUGUCCUUUCCAUUUGUGUUCUAGGCGAGUUCUGUGGGAUGCUAUAAAUGCAAUAAAAUGUAAUUCACUCCUCCCACAA